Pseudophryne corroboree (corroboree frog) is the source of this 1114-nucleotide messenger RNA. RefSeq lists its product as uncharacterized. The transcript is spliced from 9 exons. The coding region runs from base 1 to 957 and encodes 318 amino acids. The record is from RefSeq and is a predicted model, not a curated record. Lineage: Eukaryota; Metazoa; Chordata; Amphibia; Anura; Myobatrachidae.
AUGCAUGGUUUCACUGAUCUGUGUAUGCUUCUGUCAAACUCGCACAAAGUAAUGAAACUCCCAUUACAAGGGAGAGUUUUUAUUCGAGAAAACCUAUGCACACUUGUACAAUGUAAUCGCCUUGAACUUAAAAACUUGCAGGCUAUUACAUUGGGCGAGUUUUGCAGCAAACUCACACCUUCUAAAGUGCAAGAAGAUCCCAUAAGUCCGGCAAUCUCAGUGUGUUGGCAAAAGGAUUCAGAACAGAGAAAGAUCAUCAUAAAUUGCACAGCACCUGAUCAACCUAAAGAAGUUACAGUCCUAAAAUUCUUUCUGCAUUCAAAUGGACAAAAUAAUCGUAUUCAAGAUUCCACAGCUAAAGGUUUUCUCCAUGCACAAUUCAGACGUGAAGUUGUUUCCCGUAAUGAAAAAUUUGGUUGCUCUUAUGAACUAAAAGUAAAAGAAGAACCAUAUCAUCAUAUUGAAUCACAAGUCAGCAAUUUUCUGCAACCUGAAGAAUGUGACAUAAAUUAUCCACUUACAGAAGCCACACCAACUGUCCCUGCAGACAUAACAACGGACAAUACAAUGGAACUAGCAACAAGACAUGGCCAAAGUGCUCUUUGGGUUCCUGUUAUUUCAUCUCUAUGUGGCAUCCUCAUUUUGCUCAUUCUAGUAAUCAUACUGGUAUGCAUCUUUAGAAAAAAAAAAUCCUCCAAACGGAAAAUGAAGACCAGUGAUUUUCCAGAAAAUGUUGAUGCAGAUACUACAAUUGAGGCAACAUACUCUUCAAUUGUGAAAAGCAAGAACAUUGUGACACCAAAUGUAGAAGUCAAUAUGCAGGACCCAAAUGUGGUGGAUGAUGAUGGAAUUACCUAUGCUAUACUGAACAAUGUUCACCUAAAUAAGACAACCAUGACUAAAAAACAUGAUGACACCAGUCUAUAUGCAGAAGUAAACAAAUCAAUAAAAAAGUAAAUUAUAAAACAUCUGUUCUGUUGAAUGCUACUACAGGUUGAGUAUCCCAUAUCCAAAUAUUCCGAAAUACGGAAUAUUCCGAAAUACGGACUUUUUUGAGUGAGACUGAGAUAGUGAAACCUUUGUUUUUUGAUGGCUCAAUGUACACAAACUUUGU